Molecule: messenger RNA, 6449 nt
Organism: Physella acuta
Lineage: Eukaryota; Metazoa; Mollusca; Gastropoda; Physidae
Product: sushi domain-containing protein 4
Source: RefSeq, a predicted model, not a curated record
CGUCAUCCUUAAGAUGGCGUCGAAAAUAAAAUAGUUAUGCUUUGUUUACUAAUGAAUUUAUAUUUACAAGGCUACAUGCAAAUGUAACUGCCUUUAAUGAUUCACAAUGAAAGUAAUGACAUCAUAUGCGGUUCUGAAAACAAGAACAUGAUGUGUUAUCAUUAGACUUGACCUAGUCUAGAAUCUAGAUUAGGUUUUACAAACCACUCGCUGUUCUCUGAGUGGUUGCUAUGAUGGCCGUCGUCCUUAGAAUAGUCAGUAUUCUGAUGUGUGUUGUUUACCUAUUAGACAGAGCCUUUUCAAUAGAUGAUCAAAACUGCCCCCCUGUAGCUCCUAUAGAAAAUGGAUACAUGGACAUUGACUUCUUAAUGCCCCCCUAUUUUCAACGCUCUAACUACAAAUGCAAUGUUGGGUACCGCCUGGUGGGCAACAACACAGCCAUCUGUCUGAAUGGAAACUGGACACCCUCUGAGCCACCAAGCUGCGUCCCGGAGGCGGAAUGUUCUAGCAACCCCUUGGUUCCUAAUGCAGUAGUGGAUUACAUUGGGAAAGAUUUCACAAAAUCGAGAGCUCGAGUGGUGUGUGAAUCAGGUUUUGCUGUGGAGAAUACGUUCCAGACUAGCUAUGAAAUUGUUUGUGACGCUGGCGGCCACUGGACAGCAGUGGACGGUAGAGCCAACCUUCCUUCAUGUGUUAAUAACCACUGCCCCAGCCCACCUGACAUCCCAGGGGCCCAGCAUAGGUUCACUGAGUACGCCCAGAUCAUGCUGGAGGGGACGGUGGUCGAGUACAAGUGCUCCAGGGGUUUUAUCCCUGUUGUCCCCUACAACGCCCACCUGAUUUGUCACAGGGGUCAGUGGGUUGGUCAAGUACCAAGCUGCGAGGCUGUAGAGAGCAGCAGGUACUGUCAAGACAUUGACCAGAUCAAAAAUGGCUUUUGUAAAUGUAUCGGAGAGGACACAGCGGACCUGUCGCUAUGCAAGCCCUUCCGGCCAGGUAUAAAAAUAGAGUGCACCUGUCUACAGGGCUACAAGCUGCAGGGGGUCGACGUCCUGACGUGUUCGCAGAAUAUCCAGACCAACACAGGGGAGUGGGACUGGAAGCAGCCCAUCUGUUACUCUGGCAAUGAAAUUGAUCUGAUCCCUGAUGGGCAAAAUGAUGGCAAGUCUUACAGCUCAGGGGACAUAAGUGAUAGCAAGAAUAAGGGGUCAUCGCUGGUGAUUGUGAUCACCACAGCCUGCAGUGUGUUGGGGGUGUUGUUGUUGAUCAUGGUCAUUGUGGUGAUGAGGAGGAAAAAGUCCCGGCCUCACCUGUUCCAACAGGGCCCAGUCCCUCCACCUUAUGCACGGGUCCAGAGUAAUUACCUGGAUGAGCAUGACAGAAUGGCUUUAAUGGCCUAUGCUGAUGCGUCAGGCAUCCACCUGCCCUCCUACGAAGAAGCUGUACGGCCUGGGGGUGGGAACACACCCGUGGGAGCUGGCCUCCCAGGUGUUGGUCACAGCACCAGCCCCACCACAUCUGAGUACCGCAGGCUGCCCAGCGUCCACAACGGCAUGCGGGCUGGUGGCAUGCACCAACAGAACUUUGGGGGUGAUGGUAACAACAACAUCAACAACAACAACAAUAACAACAGCAACCGGCACUCGACCGUGACUACCAGCACCAUGAACAGAGAUGGGGUGUCCGAGAUCUUUGGCUCUAGGGACACCGUCAACGUCAGCAUGAGCGACGCCUCCACGUCCGUCACCGUGGAAACUUUUGAUUCCGGGACGUCGAACAGGUCUAUUUCAUCUCAGAGGGCUACUGCUGGCAGUCUGAAUUCUUCUGAUGAUCAGCUGGCUAAUGUUAAUGAUGAUGCACCGCUGUUAGAUUCUAGCUCUCAAAGGGAGGUGGAUGUGGUCAGCAUGAGUUCAAAUCCUAGCCACACCAGUAAAGAGGACCAGUAAGUCUGAAUGUAUUUGACCAUACAAGAGACAACUCAGGACACCUGGAUACACCUGGCCUAGAACUGGACAGUUUUUAACACUUGGCUGUGCUAGAUGGGGUUCAACAUUUUUUAUAUACAUGUAUGUUAGGAUCUACAUACAUGUAACAGCAGAUAAGAUACAGUUCAACUAAUAUUAUUGGGAUUUGAGUGACAAUUUUUGUGAUACAUCUUUUAUAUAAGAUUCUCAAAAUAAUAUUUUAUCGGAAUUACAGAAAAUUAUUUAUGAAUCAAAAAAUGAUUUUUUUUUAAAUGCUCGGUGAAUGAAAACACAUUUAAUAUGACUUAUAAUAAAUAGUAUACCAUUUAGUGAGUGAGUGUAAAGAAUUAUUUAUUGAGUAAGCUCUGUGAGAUGUGAACAAUGUUACAUCAAGUCUAGCCAAAAUAUCUUUUUUUUUUACUUACUACAGCUUUAAACCAGGCAAAUAAUUGAAUAAUCUUUGUUGUUUUGAUUAAGUUUUAUGUGCUCCCUUACCUAUGCUCAUCAUGAUACUAAGGCCCAGGGGUUUUUGUUGGUAUAAGUUUAUGUACUGACAUUGCUAGGCUUUGAAGUUGUAACCUUAAUUUUAUAUAUGUCAGCAUAAUUUAUUUGCAGCAAAUUUUUAAAAUAGGGCAUUUACAGUUUUGAUGCUUUAAGUCAACAUUUUUUUUUGUAGUGAAAUAGAAUCUCAUAAUCAAUUGCAAAUCAAAAAAUUAUCCAUUCCAUUUUUUAAAAACUUUUUUGCAAGAUCUGUGGGUUUGUAGUCAAAUCCUGGAACUCAAUGCUCACCCAUUUCUAAUAGCGCUAUUGUUUUGAUAUUUCAAAUCUACCUGUGUUUCUGAUGACAAUUAUCAAAUAUCUUAUGUUUGAUUUCAUUUCAUAAAUAAGUCAUGAGAACUUGUCCCAUUAGGUAAGCUUGAAUCCACUCAUUUUCUAUAUAUAUUCUUAGAACUAAGAUGAAUGUUAAGUUGCACAUAAUACUGGUUUAAAUUUAAAUCCAAUCCACAUAAACUACUAAAUGUGGUUAAAGCAAAAAAUUUAGUCAGGCGGAUGUGAACUUGAUAGGGAACCAUUCAAAUUCUUUGUAUAACUUUUUUUUUUCCUGAAAUAGAGCUAUGAGAAUCUGAUUUAUUGAAAAUGUAUUUGUUAUAUCAAACUUGUUAUUUCAAACCUGUUACAGCACAAAAACAUUCUUCUGAUGGCCCCAUAUUAGAGUCUGGUAGUCAGGUAAUUAAAAUCUUAGCUUCACCAUUGUUAGAGGACUUGUGUGUUUGAAACCCCAUGAAUCAGUACACAAGAGCUAUAGAGACACAAACUAGAUGCUACUAGCUAAACUUGGUUUUUUAAAAUGUAUGUCAGUGUUAUCUGGCCUUAAUCCUGUUAUCAUUACAUGGCAUCACGCCUAAGCUGCACACCUUUGUUAGACUUAUAUGGGAUUUUUUUUUAUAUCACAUAAAGCAUUGAGGCUCAAAAUAAAAGAUUAUUGUACGUCUAUGUCAUAGAGGCUAAAGUGAAAAGAUAUUUGUAUUUCUAGGGAGGCUAAAGUAAAAAUAUUUCUGUACAUCAGUUGAGGCUAAAAUUAAAAGAUGUGUGAACGUCUCUUGAGGCUAAAUCUAAAAUAUUUGUAUUCAUCUACAUCACAGACAGGCUAUUCUAUAUUGUGUCACCUACCUACUUUGUGUGUUAUUGUCUGUCUCUUGGUCUCUCUCUCCAGGUCUUCCUUGAUUACUGUCAUUGCCUUGUCAUUUGAGAGCAUGGGUGACAUAGGUAAAGAGUGGCCAGUCAAUUCCUACCAAGCUGGUGAGGGGGGGGGGGGGGUAUGUCAGCCAGUAAAGUUGAUCAAUACCUCAAUUAUGGUUAUGUCAAUACUUCCGUUGCUUGCUCUAUUUAUAUUUACCUGUUUGAGUAUUUGUGUCAGUGUUUUGAUAUUUUGAAGUUUUGAUUUUGUGCAACAUUUAAAAAUUUCUUAUGUUGGUAUUAGGACUGGUGUUAAUUAGGUCAAGACAAUCAACAAAGUUUAUUAUUAACUGGAAAUUUAGGCAGUUGUUAAUAAAUUAAUGUAAACUUUGAAUAGUUUAAAAAAGAUGUCCUAGAAUUAAUUCGGGUAGUGGCAAACUCUUUUCAGCAGUUUAAAAAGUUUUGGGUGGAAUUCUUUUCAAAUCUCUCCACAGUGUGUGUGUAAUUUAGCUUGUUUAGAGGUGUUCCUGCUGUAAAUCCUGGUAAACUCAGCUGUGAAGAUAUAGCAUUAAUCUAAUUUAUUUGGAAUAGAGGAAUACUUUCCUUUACGUGUUGGCUAUAGGAGGAUGAAUAAGGACUAAAAAGCAUCAAUGAAUCUCGCACUUUUUAAGUAAAAAUAUUGACUUUUUUUUUAACGUUAAUCUAAAUAAGAUCACGAUAUUAACAAGUGUAUGCAUGUUCAAUUUGAUAUGCUACAGGUGUGUGGAUGUUAAAACUUUAAUAGCACAUCUCUCAGGCUAAAAAACCAGGGGGAUCCAAGUUUUAAGCACAUCUUAAUGAUCAACGACAAGUGAGGAAUUAUUGUUUUUUGUAGAAUUAAUUUUAGCAGGAUGGUUUUUAAAAUCAAUUUUUUUUCAACUAUUUUUGUGUGAAUUCAGUGUAGAAAUGUAUUUUUUAUUUCUACAGCCGUAACCUUUUACAAUACUCCUUGUUGUCCACAUUUUGCAUGUUCAAACAAAAUGCUUUGAAAUAUUGAUACAAUGAAUUUUUAUUCAAGCUUUAAAUUGAAUUUGAAUACAAGUAGCGGGGGGGGGGGAUGAGUGGGUUUUUUUUUUGUAAUUAUUGUCUGCAAUUUAUUUUUAAAUUCUUUUUAAAGUAUGCUAUUCAAUUGUAAUAUCAAAAAAUUAAAAAAUGUUAAAAGUGUUUCUUGAUGAACUUUAUAUUUCAUCGACAAUCUUGACUAUUAAAGUGUUUUAAACCACUGUAUUGAAUAUUUAAUGAAAUUAUUACAUAAAGCAAUUUAACACAUGACUUCACUCGUGAUUUUAACAGAGAAAACUAUUUGCAUAAUAUUUGAAGUGUCAAACCUUCUUCGCAUUGUUUAUUUGUGUCAUUUUAGUUCAGAUGAAGUUGUGUGAGAUACUUGCGUCAACAUAAAAUCUGUUGCUGUUAAGUAAUUGUCACAGGAUGAAAAAAAUAAACUAUUUUUGAUUUGCUAAAAAUUCUCUGGUGACAAUAAAAUGUCAUUGUUGGAAGCCAUAUUGGAUCUGAUGUUUUGAUAAGCUCGGCGGCCAUCUUGUUCCUUUUGUCAGCUCCACUUGUGUUGAUAUUAUUUAUGUACAUACUUGACUGACAUUUAUAGAUUACUUUUUGCUGUUUUUUGUGUUGAUAGACUUGUGUAACCUUAAGGUAUGGUUGGAAUUGUCUUUGACCAUCCCACUCUGACAAUAUCAAGCCCAAAAUGUAAAGCUCUGAGGUAAAGGAAAAAGUGUGGUUUUUCUAAUCAUUUAUUCAUUUAUAAACAAGCUUGUGGUCAAAUAUGAGUCAAAUAAAUCAAAAUGUCUUUUAAAAUAAACCAAUUUUUUAAUCACAAAAUUUUUAGUCAGAAAUAAGAAUGUAUAUUAUUUUUAUGAUAAAUGUAGUCACUGCUCAGAGGCUGCCUAGCCUAUUCAAAAGGUGAUAGGACCAACUAGAAAGCUCUAAAGGAACCAGAAUUGUAAAAAUCUUCAAAUGUUAAUGAGAGUUGAUUUAUCUUCUACUUCUUUCUUGAGCAACAAUUUACUUUAGGUUGUACCCAAAACAUUUUCAGUAACUUGUAUAAUCUGUAGGUUGAUUGUGUACAUAGUUGUAAAGUGUAAUGGACUAGAUUGAUGUGUGUUGUGUUGUUGGUGAUUUUAAAGGGGCGGCACUGGCUCAUCUAUAAAGUUGGUUAUACAAGAGUUGCCUCUCUUCGUGAGAUUUUUUGUUUUAAAUUCCAAUAGAGCUCUCUCUUUAUUUAUAACAUUAGGAAGCUAUUUUUUUUUUGUUUUAAAUUUAAUUUUUUUUUUUUAAAUCUUUUUAUGUUCCUUUGUUAAAAACAAAAGUUAAAACCAAAAGUGGAAAUUAGGAAGCUGUUUUUAUUAUAAGUAAUUUUUAUAGAUUUCAUUCGAUAUUUUUUUUUUCUAUAUUUGUAUUUGACAACUCCCUAAAAUAUUUGACUAUGACAAGUUAAAUGUUAAAGAAAGUGAAUGUAUAUUUUGUAGGUGAGGUUAACUAUCUUUUUAAAAAGAACAAUUUUUUUUUUAUUAAUCUGUGCUAAAAAGGCUGUGGACUCAACAUUGUUUUUAAAAAAAAAUUCUGUGUUUAAAUCAUCAAAAUGUCAUUCCAAUGUCAUUUUUAGUUAGCAAAAAAAAUCGUUUUCUUUUAUUAAAACGUGUCAUUAAAUUUUGAAAUUAUUUAUUUUUUAAAAAGAAAAUGAUGAUUCAGUGUAGAAGCAAUUUCAAUUGUUGCUUGAUAACAAUGUCCAUGUUCAAUAAAAAGGUAAAAAUA